This is a messenger RNA of Fimicolochytrium jonesii, 1746 nucleotides long. RefSeq names its product asparagine-linked glycosylation 3. Bases 188 to 1582 code for a protein of 464 amino acids. Gene Ontology annotation, molecular function: dol-P-Man:Man(5)GlcNAc(2)-PP-Dol alpha-1,3-mannosyltransferase activity. The record is from RefSeq and is a predicted model, not a curated record. Gene Ontology annotation, cellular component: endoplasmic reticulum. The transcript has 8 exons. Lineage: Eukaryota; Fungi; Chytridiomycota; Chytridiomycetes; Spizellomycetales; Powellomycetaceae.
GUGGAAGAGUGGGCAUGAGACACAUACGGUGCGCAAGGAACGGCAAACAUGUGGGUUGAAACCGGAUACGUACAUGUACAGUACGAGACGAAAGACUCGAAAACAUGUGUGACGACGCGACGGGCCGACAACAACCGACUCAACAGACGAAAAGACACUGAGGUCGCCACUCGAAGACGCAGCACGCAUGCCUAUGCCUGUCGUCAACCGCAAGACCGGCGCUCAGGCAGCCCAGGCUUCUGCGGCAGGGCACGAUGGCCAGGCAUCACGGCCAACAUCACUCCCGUCGAGCCCGUCGGUGAUGGCUCGCGUUGCCGGGCUACCCUAUGACCUCCUAUUCAACCCAACCCACUACUGGGCCCUCGCCGGCCUCCUACUGGUCUUCGAAAGCCUAUUGAACGUGGCCAUAAUCCAUAAAGUUAGCUAUACGAAUAUCGACUGGGUCGCAUAUAUGCAGGAGGUGGAAGGGUUCCUGGCUGGAGAGCGCGAUUAUGUGAAUUUGAAGGGCGAGACGGGGCCGUUGGUAUAUCCAGCAGGCUUCGUGUAUGUCUAUUCAGCAUUAUGGCAUGUCACAUCUCAGGGGACGAACGUACGGCUAGCGCAGUAUAUCUUUGCGGGCCUGUAUUUGGUGACGAUGGGGGUUGUUAUGGUCGUUUAUCGUAGGGCACUUCCGAACCAAGGGGCGUAUUCGCUCAUCCCCCUCGUCCUUUCGAAAAGGCUCCACUCGAUAUACACUCUACGGUUAUUCAACGACACUGUGGCCAUGCUGCCUCUGUACAUAUGCAUCUUGGCCAUGUCACGACGGAGGUGGACGCUUGCGACUGUGUUCUACAGUCUUGCUCUGUCGAUAAAAAUGAACAUCCUCUUAUUCGCACCUGGAAUGGCACUCCUAACCUAUCAAGCUCUCGGGCUUCGGAAAUCGAUACGGAACGCUGGCAUCGUUAUCGCAAUCCAGGUCGUCCUUGCCCUACCCUUCCUCACCACCCACGCGACGUCGUACCUCUGUCGAGCCUUUGAUUUUGGCCGCGCGUUCUUCUACAAGUGGACCGUCAACUGGCGCUUUGUGGACGAAGGCACGUUUCUGAGCCGGCGAUUCUCACGGACGUUGUUGGUUGCGCACGUGUUCCUUUUGCUCGUGUUUCUUGUUAAGUGGUGUGCGCCGUUUGGGGGCGUUCGGAAUGUGGUCGCGCAGGGGCUUGCGAGGACAUCAAAGACAGGAAGGAAGCCGCUUCCCGCAGAACAUAUCGUCCUCGUGAUGUUCAUCUGCAACCUUAUCGGCAUCACAUGCGCGCGCUCGCUUCACUACCAGUUCUGGUCCUGGUACGCGCAUACUGUGCCGUACCUCGUCUGGCUGCCUGUAAGAAGAACGACCACGCCCGUCGGCGCCGGCGUUGGUGUCAUCGUAAGAAUCAUCGCCUGCGUAGCACUUGAAUACGCGUGGAACGUGUAUCCCUCGACGAACAUUUCGUCGGGUAUCAUGCUGGCCGUGCAUGCAGGGAUGUUACUGAAACUCCUACUGGCGCCGCCGGUCGUUGUUGCGCCGACGCCUUCGCGUAAGAGCGAAGCGCCGAAGUUGUCGUGAGGGGAGGGACAACCGGGCCAUGUGGCUACCGUUUCAUCUGCCUGCUAGCGCACUGUACAUAGAAACUCUCCAUCACAAUGACGUUUAUCGACCUUAUCACACUGUGCAAGUUGAGGGUUCAUGUGUGCAUAUCGGCCUGCAAAACGAAGGACACAUGUGAAGCU